AUGAAUAACAAUGAGUCCGUCGCAGGUGAAACUACUGGUCUGAUCCUUGCAGACCGGUUGAGUGAGUCUGGUGAGAAUAAGGUACUGGUAUUGGAAGCUGGGCCAGAUCCGAACGUUGUGGCCAUGCAUCAAGCCCCUGGUGCCGUUGAAUAUAUCGCUGGUACAGCCAUCGACUGGAACUUCUAUACGGAGCCUCAAAAAGGUCUCGAUGGCCGUAAGCUUGCAUACCAUGGUGGACAUGGUCUUGGUGGAAGCAAUAUUCUAAACGGUCUCUGCUACGGAUGA
This is a messenger RNA of Fusarium odoratissimum NRRL 54006, 285 nucleotides long. RefSeq lists its product as uncharacterized. The record is from RefSeq and is a predicted model, not a curated record. The transcript has 3 exons. Gene Ontology annotation, molecular function: flavin adenine dinucleotide binding; oxidoreductase activity. NCBI's taxonomy places the organism in Eukaryota, Fungi, Ascomycota, Sordariomycetes, Hypocreales, Nectriaceae. Bases 1 to 285 code for a protein of 94 amino acids.